Molecule: messenger RNA, 996 nt
Organism: Aplysia californica (California sea hare)
Lineage: Eukaryota; Metazoa; Mollusca; Gastropoda; Aplysiida; Aplysiidae
Product: T-cell acute lymphocytic leukemia protein 1 homolog
Exons: 1
Coding region: 173-430 (85 amino acids)
Biological process (GO): regulation of transcription by RNA polymerase II
Molecular function (GO): RNA polymerase II cis-regulatory region sequence-specific DNA binding; protein dimerization activity; DNA-binding transcription factor activity, RNA polymerase II-specific
Source: RefSeq, a predicted model, not a curated record
GUAAAACCUUUUUGUGUACCUCUCUGCCCCCAGACUGUUCGCGCUGUCCCUCUGUCCCUCCCACUCAGAGUUCUCGCCGGCCGACUCCGACGUCAUAGAUGACCGUUGCAGCGUCACUUCUGUCUUCGAUGACUUCCUGCCCUCUACCGGAAGCGCGUCAUUAGAGCGGCGCAUGAGCGCUUCUCGCUCCCCGUCUUCCGGCGGAACCGGAAGUCGUAAACUGGUGCGGCGAGUGUUCACCAACACCCGAGAGCGGUGGAGACAGCAGAACGUGAACGGCGCCUUCUGCGAGUUGAGGAAACUCGUCCCCACGCACCCGCCCGACAAGAAGCUCAGCAAGAACGAAAUCCUCCGUCUGGCAAUUCGCUACAUCGACCUGCUCAACAACGUGCUGGACUUCCAGCAGAAGGAGGAGGCAGACGACACGUGAGUGGUGGGAACUGACAGACAGACUUCUGCGGGCUCUCACAGCUAAGUGCGCGAAUCUCUCACGUGAUAUCUGGACGGACGGAGGGCAAUCUCUACAGACAGUGAAAGUGAAAGUGAAACAGGGGAGAACCGAAAUGUCGUUUCUUCGGAGACUGUUGAGAAUUUCUUGAAAAGAAAAGAAAUCAGAUGAGGUAGUGCUUGAAGAAGCUCACGCUUGCCGCUCGCUGAUGAAAACAAUUUGGACGAGGCAAAUGUAGUUUCUGAGACACUUAAGCAGACAUAAGGGCCUUGAACAUCCGCUCUCAGUAGUAAAAGUGAAGGUAAACAAGGCAGUGUUUUACCCGGAGCAUCAGAGCAUUUAACAUGAAGAGCCUAAACAGAUGGGGGACGGGGAAAGAUCAGGAUAAAAUUGCUUUUUUAAGCAUUCGAUCAAAAAAAUAAAUGGCGAACCAUGAUCGCUGAUGUUUGUCGCAGAUUUGGCACUUGAUGAUAACAUGGAAGUGAAAUUUCAACAACGAUUUGUUUCCCAAACUGUUCUAGAAAUAAUAAUAAUAAUAAUAAUAAUAA